AUGCUGAGAAAUGUCCGUUCAUUCUCGCGUUUCACCCGUGAACCUAGUCAGCUGAACUGUGGGAUUUCGAGGGAUGUUGAAAUCCGUAGGAAUCCCUACGGAAUUCAACUCCUCAGUCCCGGUUUGCUGGCACGAAUUUUUAAAAAACCGAGAACUGCAAUUACGUCGUCAUCGCGAGUAUCGACAGAAAUCGCCAUCAACGAGCUGCACAGAUUUGGACUCUAUAGUGAAGAACCUGAAGUUUUGGAGGAUGUGGAUUUUCAGCUUCCAGCCCUCAGCGGUAAAAACGUCGAUGAUCAUUUUCGAAUGAUUGCUGAAGAACAGGGCGUUCCGUAUGCGAAGCUUCUCCACAACUUCGUGGAGUCUGGUAUCCCGGUGCGGCCGAAGAAAUGGAUUUUCCAAAGUUACGAUUCCCUCAGCAGUGUCCCUAUUGAAUUCGACUUACUGCUUCAAAUAGAAACGAGUUCUCCUUCUAACGAAACUUUGUGGAAUCAAUCCCGUGAACCGCAGGCUGGUUGGACAAAAUACCUCUCCGAUGGGUCUUCGCAAUUUGUGAAAGCCCCGGACUGCGACGUGAUGGUCCUAGAUGUGGAGAUCUGCGUUCGCGAAGGCGACCAUCCCACUCUUGCAACUGCGGUCUCCCCGACCAACUGGUAUAGUUGGUGUUCAGCAGAAUUGAUUGAGCAUGCUCGAAAGUCUACAACGAGCACCCGACCGGAUUCCAAGCGUGCCGAACCCCGAGAUUAUUCCAGUUGUGAAAUGAUCCCUCUGCUGGACGAUUCAAUCGACGCUUCUGAUAGAAUGACGCCGCGGAUUGUGAUUGGGCACAAUGUGGCUUUUGACAGAGCCAGAGUCAAGGAGGAAUAUCUGCCAGAUUCCGAGUAUCAAGGGAACAAACGUCUUCAGUUGGACAUUAUAGCUAUGGUUAUACUGUCUGGCCUCCGUUUCGUGGACACUAUGUCCAUGCACAUCGCCGUUGCGGGACUCACGAGCUAUCAAAGGGCGCUAUGGAUGGCCAGGAAAGCAAAGUCCACGAAGCCCAAGAAGGAAACUGAAGUCACCAAGAAAGCCAAAAGCAAAUUGCGAGGACCCGUCGUCAACGCUUGGAUGGACAUCUCCAGUAGGAAUUCCUUGGCGGAUGUUUACAAUUUGUACGUCAAGGGUGACGAGGAUUUAGAAGAGCUGGAUAAAUCUUUACGACUAGUGUUCAUGGAGGGCUCUUUGGACGACGUGGUGGACAACUUCAAUAUCCUGACGGAUUAUUGCGCGAAAGAUGUUGAAGCAACGUUCAAGGUGACGCGGAAGUUGUGGCCGUCGUUUGUGAGGCGAUUUCCGCAUCCUGUGACGUUUGCUGGAAUGUUGGAAAUGGGUACGGCGUAUCUUCCGGUGGACCUGAACUGGAAAAAGUACCUUCGUCGGGCAGACUCGACUUAUAGGGACCUCGAAGCUGACGUGAAGUAUCUUCUCAUGGAAAAAGCUUACGAGGCGUGUCAGAUGAUGCAUCAAAAUGCAUACAAACGGGAUCCUUGGCUGUGGAACCUCGACUGGUCCACGAAAUGUCUCAAGUUUCGUAAAGGCAAACCAGCGGCGAGUUUUUCCGACUGCGGGCUCCGUCGACUGCAGCAGAAUUUUCCGGAUGCCAUUCGGAAAGGUUCUUUGCUGUAUGCCAAGCAGCCAUUUAUGCCGGGUUACCCGGCUUGGUACUGUGAUUUGUGUGAAAAAGUGACGUCUAAGCAGAGGGUCGUGAGAAAACAGGAGCGUGAAGACGAGAUCAAUUGCUUGAAGAAUAGAAACGCUCCAGUGAAUAUUACCACUUCGAUGUCGUCUACUCCGAAGCUCUUACGACUGACUUGGAAUGGCCAUCCGCUGCAUCACGACAAAGUGCAUGGCUGGGGUUAUUUAGUGCCCAAUGGAUCUGAAUUUCGGGUGGGAAACCCUCUUGCAAAAGACUUUCUUCCGAAAAUUGAAGACGGAACUUUAGGGACUGCUGGAGGAAUGGAAGCAAAAUCUGCCUUGGAAAUCAAUUCUAUGCUCACAUAUUGGCGCAACGCACGAGACCGUAUCAUUGGCUCACAGGUUCCAGUUUGGCUCGAAAACUCAGAGUUGCCUGCGUCAAUAGAAACCAAAGAGAAUGACCGCGUCGGUGCCAUUUUGCCGAAGGUUGUAGUUUGCGGAACAGUGACCAGACGUGCAGUGGAACCCACGUGGUUGACAGCCUCAAAUGCUUCGGUGAAUCGAGUGGGAUCUGAACUCAAAGCAAUGGUGUCCGCGCCUCCGGGCAAACAUUUUGUGGGAGCCGAUGUGGAUUCCGAAGAACUCUGGAUUGCCUCGCUUUUUGGUGACACGAAUUCUCCCGCACCCGAUCAUGGGGCCACUCCGAUCGGGUGGAUGACUUUGCAGGCAUGUUUCUUUCCACGCUGUACAGUACCAUCUUAUUGUCAUCACAACGAAGCCAUUAUAUUAGGACCAGGCAAGAAAUCUCAAGGGACGGACAUGCACAGCAAAACGGCCCAAUUCGCCGGCAUUUCAAGGAGUCAGGCGAAAGUGUUAAAUUACGGUCGAAUUUUCGGAGCUGGAUGUCAGUUUGCUCAGACUCUUUUGCGCCAAUUCAACAAGGAUCUCACUGUCAAGGAUGCGCUUGAAACUGCGAAAAACAUCUACGCGCAGACAAAAGGAGUGCGUGGAUACAAAAUUACGGCAGCUGGUCAGGCUUUCGUGAAGCUUUACGGAAAGAACUUGGGCUUGGUUGAAAGUCCCUAUCACGUUUAUAGUGGGAAAGACGAUUGGACUGACGUAGUCGAGCGUUCUGCGUGGAUGAAUGGAACUGAGAGCGCCAUGUUCAAUCGGCUGGAGGAAAUAGCUGAAAGCGAUCAUCCCAAAACACCGGUUCUCGGUGCUCGAAUUUCCAAGGCCCUUGAGCCUUUGUAUGUUGACAAAAAUUUUAUGACGAGCCGGGUGAACUGGGUGGUGCAAAGCAGUGCCGUGGACUACUUGCAUUUGUUAUUGGUUUCCAUGCGUUGGCUGCUGAACAAGUACAACAUUUCUGGACGAUUGUCCAUUUCCAUCCACGAUGAGGUUCACUACAUGGUGUGUAGCAAGGACCGGUAUCGAGCAGCACUCGCAUUACAAAUCAGCAACUUGUUGACGCGGUCUUUGUUUGCGCACAACUUGGGUCUUCGGGAUUUGCCGCUCGGAGUGGCAUUUUUCAGCUCGGUCGAGAUCGACAAGGUGUUGCGGAAGGAGAGCAACGACGAUUGCGUGACACCUUCGAAUCCUCACGGACUGGCCAAGGGUUACGGAAUCCCACCCGGAGAAUCCCUGGACAUUCAUCAGUUGUUGGCCUACAACGUCGACGUCUUCUUCUUUCUC
Molecule: messenger RNA, 3369 nt
Organism: Notodromas monacha
Lineage: Eukaryota; Metazoa; Arthropoda; Ostracoda; Podocopida; Cyprididae
Source: the annotation of a GenBank genome assembly